This is a messenger RNA of Botrytis porri, 3753 nucleotides long. RefSeq lists its product as uncharacterized. Lineage: Eukaryota; Fungi; Ascomycota; Leotiomycetes; Helotiales; Sclerotiniaceae. Gene Ontology annotation, molecular function: metal ion binding. Bases 1 to 3753 code for a protein of 1250 amino acids. The record is from RefSeq and is a predicted model, not a curated record. The transcript is spliced from 5 exons. Gene Ontology annotation, cellular component: exosome (RNase complex); nucleus.
AUGUCGGAUUAUCCAUACUAUGGCGCGGCCUAUGGCAAUCGCGACCAGUCGAACAACCCACCUUACCCUACCUAUCCAAAUCAGUCCGCAUAUUAUCCGCAAGAUGAUGGCCGAUCAGGGCAGCAUACGAUGACUCAAGGAUAUGAUAAUACAAUGGCAUAUGGCUAUAAUCAACAACAACUUCCAAACUACAGCGCGCCCGCUAUGCAGAAUAAUAUACCCCCAGUCCCAGUCUUCCAGGGCUGGAACCAAGAAAACUCAUCUAUGCCCCAAUACAAUGCAGCGCCGCAAGGCAUGCAUUCUUAUGCUGGGUACAAUCAUCAAAAUUAUGCUCAAAAUUCGCAAUACUAUGCACCAGUGGCUGCCCCGCAGCCAACUUAUCAUUCUCAAACGCCCGCAUAUGGUAACGUUAAAAACCGCGAAAUGAGCGAAGGAGAGUAUGAUGAUACUUCUGCCCACAUGCACGCAGCAGCCCCGAAUGCUUCAAUUGGCGCACCGGGCUCAAGCCACUAUCGCGGGAUUGAUGGCAAUGGCUAUCUUGAUACUGCCCAUCGCGCUGUCUAUCCAACAGGCCAAGAUCCUGCUCCUCAGCAGCCGCCACCGACUCUUCGCAAUGCAGCCGAUUAUUAUAAUCAACGUCAACCUUCGGCCUCGUACUCCCCUUUCGUAGCCCAAAGUGAACCAAUGUUUGACCAAAUCAAGGAUACAGGCGCAGGUAAGGGAGCAUUGAACACAAAGAGAGGCGGUGCACAGAAAAAAUCAAAGCCUCAAUCACCGGUAGGAGAGCCUAAUAACACUGCAUCCAAAUCUGGCCAGGAAAGUAUCCCCUCUUGCACGAAAGGUCAGGUAUUAGAGACCGUUGGAAGUGCUCACCCUUCUCAAGCUGAUGCAUCCAAUAAUACCGUUACUUUCAAAACUGUCGCUGAAGCUCGUAAAAAAGCUGAAGGCGCCAUACUGAAUCUUUGGUCGUAUGAUGUUCGGUUCCCAGCCUAUCUUGAAGAAGGGGUUGAUGAAAAGCUAGUCGGAGAAUUGUUUGAUGAACUUAGAUUGCCGAAAACUGCAACGAAAACUAUCAGUGCAGCUUCUGCGCGAAGUCCCUCCACCAGUGUUUCUUCUGCGCCUACGUCUGGCCUCCCUGCCACUAGUGGACAACCCAAUGGUCAGGCUUCAGCCACAAACUCUGCAGAUAAAUCUAAACAAGCUAUGACUAAUGGAGCAGGCACUGCUCCUUCUGCAACUGCGCAACCGAAGAGUGCAGCCGCCGUUGAGAAAGAAAAAACAAUGCAGGCGAAGAUGGACGCUCUCAGGAAAUCGAGAGCUGAGCGAGCCCAGAAGAAUGCGGCAAAGUCUGUCACAACGGCCACUACUAGUAUUUCAAGUCCAAUUGCUCAAGCUAAACCAGCCACAAUUCCUCACGUGCCUGCUUCGGUUUCGAAUUCUACAUCCUCUCCUGGAAAAGUUGAUGAAAAAAACAAGGUUGGUACUGCAGAUUUAAGUAGCUCAACUUCAAUUCCAGCUUUGACUGUCAAAACACAAUUUUCCCAAUCGAACGCACCACCAAAUAUUCAACAGACCUCUCAAAAGAUCCCGGGUUUGUUCUUAGCUUCUGCCCCACCCGCCCCAUCAUCUGUCCCACAAACUCUCAUGCCAGCCCCGGUUCUCAAUGGGCAGCGCAAACGUCCAGUAGCUGCUGACUUUGAUGGACCUUCGACAUCCCAAAUACCGCUCAAGCGACCCUUUGGCCAAAGUCGGGUGGAGCCAAAACCGUUUGUCAUUUGUGUCAGCGAGGAUGAAGACGAGUCCGACGAAGAUGUCGAAAUGGAAUUGGAAUCUCAGGCUGAUGCAGAUUCUCCUGUUCAAACUCCUCGCAAGCUACCCGAACAAAAGGCAUUGCCAACAGCAUCUUCCUUUCUUCCACCAAAACCAUUUACUCCACCUCCUACAUCGUCGGCUAGCACCCCGCCAAAUUUGCAAAGUUCCAUCAAGCCACAUCCUGAGGAUCUUCGACGCAAGGAAAGCGAAAUUGAGCAAUUGAAGAGAAAAAUUGCUGAAGCCGAAAUGAGGAAGGCAAACAAGAGAACCAGCAGUGGUGCACAAACUCCCAUUAAUAACGUCGCAGCUAGUAUGAGCAACAUCGGCCUUAUAGCCAAUAAACCAGAUUCUUCAGUCGAAAUACAGAAGGGAGCCAAUGUUUCCAAGGAUAAAGCACAAUCAAAUGCAGCUCAAGCUGCUGAGCUUCAAAAAGCUGCUGACAUUCGAAAAGAAGAGGCCGAACUCAAACGACUCCGAUGUGAAAGAAUUGCGAGCGCCAUUCCCCGUGUGGAUGCUGAAGCUUUACAAAACCAAGCGAGACUUGAGGAACUUCGUGCCGAAACCGCCAGAAUCGAAGCGGCGGUGCAAAAAAACCUUCAUGACAAACAAAAGCUGGUUGAGGAAAUGGAAAGACUAAGUCAGGAAACCGAUCAACAAUUGCAGAAGCAAAAAGAAAAGUUGGACAGUCUCACACGUGAAGAAACAAAAGACAAUCCAGCUGAACCACCCCUAGCUUCUGCUCAGCCAGACUAUGAGCCAGAACCACAAAGUCUCGCCGAAUCCGAGCCAAAAUCUGCAUCAGUUCCCAUGGAACUAGAUGACCAAAUCAAUGAUGCUCACGACGCAACGCAGCAACAACUACAACAGCAACAGCCUGAGCAAUCCCGUACUACUGAUGUCACUACCGCCUCCCCAAUCUCUGUACCUCCGACCCAACUUGAUAGUGCCGGUGAUAUGGCACAUAACACAACCGAAGACCAUUCUUUUGAGGUCAAAGAAGCAUCCGAAACCAACCAAGAUCUUGAGGCUGCGCUACAAGAAGCCGUGCGCGCGGACGCAGACUCUACUGGUCCCAGUGACGUCGAAAUGGAAGACGGCAAUGCGCCUCCUAUGCAAGUUAUAGACGCGACUUCCACACCCGAUGAAGAGAAAGCAAGCUCCGAUUAUUCACCAGUUCUUGAGCGUUCUCAGCCACUCGCAGCUUCGUCAACACCUAACCUUCCUGAUAUGGUAGAUGCCCCAGAGGUCGCUGAUGUAGACUCGGAUAACUAUGAGCCCCCAGAGGCCACUCCUGCUGCUGAUGAGACCUCGUCGGUGGCGUCGUCUCCAUUCAGCCCCGCUCCACCAGAUUCGGUUAUUGAUGCAGCAGAAGGUGGCGAAUUGCCAGAGUUGUCAAACGGUGACUUAAUGGAUCUUGAAAUUAUCUCUAAUGGCGUAGAACAAAGUCUGCCAGCAGAAGAUGGUAGUGUCCCUCAACUAACAGAAAAACCCCUUUCUAGCGACCCCAAUAGCUCAAGCUCUUUUACACCAUAUGAAAGCCCUUUGAGAGUGUUCCAUGCAUUUCGGUUUCAUCCAGAAUAUAAGCAACGAAUUCCGGGUGGGCUGAAGUCUAUCACUUAUACUAACAAGAUUGAUGCGAAGAAAGAACUAUGUCGAUACGAAUUGAUGGGAGGAAUAUGCAAUGAUAAUACUUGCGAUUUUCAGCAUUUUAGAGAAAUGGGACUGCCUGAUGAUGCUGUUCUUACGAAAUUGGGAUCCCCAGACGAGUUCGAAGGAGAACAACGAGAUAGGUUUAUUGAAGGUUUGAAAUCAUUACUCUCGGACCUGCGAGCAAGAAAAAUUAAAGACUUUGAUGCCAUUGCCUCAGAGAUUGUUGCACAUCGUGCCAAAUUUCUAGGCGAUUCAUCAAAGGUACUCAGCCUCGAAGGCACGACACUUUAA